Messenger RNA from Closterium sp. Naga37s-1, 2517 nucleotides. NCBI's taxonomy places the organism in Eukaryota, Viridiplantae, Streptophyta, Zygnematophyceae, Desmidiales, Closteriaceae. The record is from the annotation of a GenBank genome assembly.
AUGCCGUUUAUAAUCCGCGUCCUUCCUUUGCGCGUUCACUCAUCUCUCAUGGCUGUGCUGCUGUGCACGGUGCUGCUGUGCGCUGCUGUGCGCGGUGCUGCUGUGCGCGGGGCUGCUGUGCGCGGGGCUGCUGUGCGCGGGGCUGCUGUGCGCGGGGCUGCUGUUCACUGGGCGUUCGCUGGCAUCAAUGUGUGUGCUCCGUUCGCCCUCUUGUAUGCUGUGUCCGUGCCCCAUCUUCUCGUGUGUGCUGGAUGGCGUGGUGCCACGGUGCGGGGCACGGGGCAGGCGCUGGUGGUGAUGGAGUACCUGGUGGCGCAUGGCACCGAGCGCGUCGUCAAAGACCUGCGCGACCGCUCUGCCUUCAUUCAGGGCCUGGCCGAUUUCCAGUACAUGGACAGCGCGGGCAAGGACCAGGGCCUCAACGUGCGCACCAAGGCGCAGUCGCUGCUCGCCCUGCUGCGCGACUCCGCGCGCAUUGCUGAGCUCAGGGAGCGUGCUGCUGCCACCCGCAACAGGUUCAAAGGCGUGUCAGUAGCGGGCUCGGGGCGGGCAUCGAACCCGUAUGGCGACUACGAGCCAGACAAGCAAGUUAAGGACUCGCACCCCACGGCCAGCUACGGCAGCAACAGCUACGCGGGCGACGGCAGGAGUGUGUACAGCACGGGGUCCGCGGAGAGGGAGAGGGAGGGGGAGGGGGUGCACUCCACUGACAGCGCACACAGUGGCGAGGGCGAGAGGCCGGGCGGGUACACAGACAAGGAGAGGUACGGGGCGGAGGAGGAGGUGGAGCACAGCAGCACGGGGGGCGGUGCAGCGAGGGCAGGCGGGCACGAGGGAGGGGGUGUGGCAGGCAGCAGGGUGGCGGGCAGCAGUGCUGGCGGGGAAGGUGUGACAGCGGGGCAGGGCGGGGGCGGUGGGGGCGGUGGUACGCCGCAGAGUGCGCCCAGGCCUGCUGCCGUGCCCAGCACUGCAGCAGCCAGCGCCAGUCCUUUUGGAGAGGAAGGCUUCUCAGCAAGGUGGGUCUUUUUCCACAAGUAUUAUUUUCUCCCCGCAUCCAUUCAUCUCCGCUUGGAAGUUCCCUUUUCCAGCGUCAAGCAGCUGAUGGUAGCCUGGCACGUCACUGUCUGGGUGCCUACCAUGCUCACCAUGCCAACUCGCCCUUUCCCUCCUUCCUCCUCCGGAACCACCCACAGCAGCGCCUACGGCCCAGGCCCAACACAGCCCUACACCUACCCGCCCUCCGAUGCCUCUCCUGCUGCUGCUGCUGCUGCGGCGGCGGCGCCAGCAGCAGCGGCGUCUGGUGGAGGGGGCGGGGGGUUUGACGAUGACGACUUUGACCCGCGCUCCGCACCACAGCAGCCACAACCCCCACAGCAGCAGCAGCAGCAGCAGCAGCAGCAGCAGCAGCAGCAGCAGCAGCAGCAGCAGCAGCAGCAGCAGCAGCAGCAGCAGCAGCAGCAGCAGCAGCAGCAGCAGCAGCAGCAGCAGCAGCAGCAGCAGCAGCAGCAGCAGCAGCAGCAGCAGCAGCAGCAGCAGCAGCCGCAGCAGCCGCAGCAGGCAGCGGUGGCGGCAUCUGGUUACGCAGACCCCUCCCAGCCUGCUGCGCCAACUACACCAUAUGCCUUCUCUGCCUCAGACGCUGGCCCCACCUCCUCCGUUGCUCCCCCCCAUCCCACUGCCCAUCACCCGCCCCCCCCUACCUCCGUGACUGCACCUGCUUCUGCGGCCCCCCCUGCUGCUGCCGGCGUGGGCGGUGAGGGCAAGGGCAGUGCGAGUGGGGGGGCGGGUGCGGGAGUGAAGAAGUCGAGUGUGUUCUCAGACGUGCUCAGUGCCGGCCUCGUGGACCUCGACAUCUCUAAGGCAUCACCCUUCUCCCACGUGCCAUUCCCACUCCUCUCACCUUCCACUCUCCCUUGCUCUGCCAUCCCCUUACCCACCAUCUCCUUUCACCCGUGCGCCACCCCCUGCCACCACACCUGCGUGGCGGCAUCAGAGCCGGACGACCCACUGAGCUCGGUGGGCGUGAUGCCCAAGUCGAAGCUCAGGUCGGCGCGCGAGCGCAAGGAGGACGCCAGCCGCCACCAGCAGCAGCAGCACCUGGGGCAGGGGCAGGGGCAGGGGCAGCAGGGCGGUGUGCCCGCUGCCAUGGGCCGUGCCAUGGGGCCUGGUGCUGGUGCCGGUGGCAUGGGUGGGGGGGCAGGCAUGGGGGGCAUGGGGGGCAUGGGGGGGAUGGGAGGCAUGGGAGGCAUGGGUGGCAUGGGUGGUGGGAUGGGAAUGGGAGGAGGAAUGGGGGGGAUGGGGGCGAUGGGCGGAAUGGGUGGUGGAAUGGGUGCCAUGGGCGGUGGUGGUGGUGCCUAUGGUAUGCAGGGUGGUGGCGACCCCCCAUUUGCGGACCCCGUCAUGGCCCUGCCGCGCCUUCCCGCACCCGCCGCGUGCCUGCCACGCGCCUGCCGCACACCUGCCGCACCCUGCCGCGCGCCUUCCCACGCGCCUGCUGUGCGCCCUGCCGUGCCAUAG